CUUCCCAUGAUCGGGACACAGGAGGGGGUAGAAUGGACCUGAUGGCAAUAAAAGAAGAGAAUCAAGAACUGAAAGAAAUCGAAGAAAAAGAUCAAUAUGAGAGACAUGAUUUCUUGGCUGUAAAAAAAUCCACACCGACUGAAACAAAUUCAGUUCAGAAGACCAAACCUCCCAGUUACUUAACCUGCCAUGAAUGUGGAAAAUGUUUCACACUAAAAGGAAACCUUAAAAAACACAUGAAAAUUCACACCGGAGAGAAGCCGUUCACAUGCCAACACUGUGGAAAGAGUUUCGAUACGAAUGGAAUACUUAAUCAACACAUAACCAUUCAUUCAGGGAAGCCAUUCACAUGUGAUCAGUGUGGAAGGAGUUACAAAUAUGAAGAAAGCCUCAAGUCCCCCAUGAGAGUUCACACUGGAGAGAAGUCGUUCGCACGUGAUCUGUCUGGACAUGGUUACAAAUACAUUGAAACCCUUAAUUCCCACACGAGUAAACAUUCAAGAGAGAGCGGUUUUAUGUGUCAUCAGUGUGGAGAGAGUUUCAACUGUAAAGUAAGCCUCUACACUUAUGUGAGACUUCAUACUACAGAGAAGGCUUUCACCUGCAAACUGUGUGGGGAUAGCUUCUCACAAAAAGGAAAUCUUAAGUUACACAUGAGAGUUCACACUGGAGAGAAGCGAUUAGGGUGUAAUGAGUCUCAGACAUAACCCUUGAGUCACACGUGAACAGUCCUUACAACUGUAAACUGUGUAGGAUCCAUAGAAACGUGUUAUUCACUACUAUAAAGUGACAUGACUGGGGAUGUUUUGUUUUUAAAUGGCACCAGAAAAUAGGCAUCUCUGUGAAAUAAAGGUUAUUUUCACACUUAAAGGAGA
Molecule: messenger RNA, 875 nt
Organism: Sinocyclocheilus grahami
Lineage: Eukaryota; Metazoa; Chordata; Actinopteri; Cypriniformes; Cyprinidae
Product: gastrula zinc finger protein XlCGF7.1-like
Exons: 3
Coding region: 33-707 (224 amino acids)
Biological process (GO): regulation of transcription by RNA polymerase II
Cellular component (GO): nucleus
Molecular function (GO): DNA-binding transcription factor activity, RNA polymerase II-specific
Source: RefSeq, a predicted model, not a curated record